AUAAGUAACAUAAUUGAAUCUGUACUUUUGUCAUUAAUUAGUUGUAAAUCUAAUGGAGCUGAAAAUGAUGAAACAAUUGAUAAGGGGUCAGCUGAUACUGAACAAGACAAAGAAACUAUGAGUGAUGAGGCAUUUAUUAAUAAAGAAUUAUUUGACGAGUUAAUUCACAAGAGCUUUAUUGAUGAAGAAUCAAUUAAUGAGAAGCAAACCGACAUCAAACCAAAGAAAUUAUGA
Messenger RNA from Racocetra persica, 234 nucleotides. NCBI's taxonomy places the organism in Eukaryota, Fungi, Glomeromycota, Glomeromycetes, Diversisporales, Gigasporaceae. The record is from the annotation of a GenBank genome assembly.